Messenger RNA from Aphidius gifuensis, 735 nucleotides. Its product is annotated as keratin, type II cytoskeletal 5-like. Bases 56 to 712 code for a protein of 218 amino acids. The transcript is spliced from 2 exons. The record is from RefSeq and is a predicted model, not a curated record. NCBI's taxonomy places the organism in Eukaryota, Metazoa, Arthropoda, Insecta, Hymenoptera, Braconidae.
UAUUAAAUUAUUCAGUUGAAAACAAUCAGCCAACAAUUAAAAAAAAAAAUUAAUUAUGGCUCGUAUAUCAUUAUUCUCAGUUAUUGGCUUAGCCACUUUAGUUCUCAUUGCUUCAGUUGGAGCAAAACCUGACGUAUCAGCAUCAUCAGGCACAGUAGCAUCAUCUGAAACAAGUGUACAAUCAAAGUGGCAAAGUACUGGCUCACAAACUGAUCCAUCUACAUCUUGCACAAUUAGCAAAAAAUCUUUAGAAGAAAUUAAAAGAGAAUUGAGAUGGAUUAUCAAAUACUCUGAAAAAGAUCUUAGUGAAUCACAAAAGAAAGAUCUUCUUUCCCGUUUGGUUAAGAUUGUAAACAUUCUUCUUUCUGAAAUUUUGGGCACCGUACAAAAUCUUGUGCUUGAACUUGGCGGUCGUAAAGGACUUCUUACUGGACUUUUGCAAGAAAUUGGAAAACUAUUAAAUGGUAUUCUUGGUGGACUUUUGACUGGUAAAAAGAGUGUUGUUGGUGGACUUUUGGAUACACUUGUAGGUCCUCAUGGUCUUGUCAGUGGUCUUUUGGGUGGCGUUACUGGUGGUGGUAAAGGAGGCUUAGGUGGUAUUUUAGGUGGUCUUUUGGGUGGUGGUUCUGAAAAAAGUGGUAGUUCUGAAAAAUGGGAAACUCACGAAACAAAAUCUAGUGGUGGUGGAGGUCUUUUAGGAGGUCUUUUAUAAGGUUGAUAACACAAUACUCAUAA